AUGUCGGACGACAACGGUUACGAGACCGACUACGAAGACUCACCGAGGUCGUCUUCCUCUGAAGGUUCUUACCAUGACGAUCCCAUCGUCGUCGCCGACCGGCCGCAGCCUGGCUAUCGGGAUGAAGAGGCGAUGACGAUGGUUCCCCAACAUGAAGUGCCGCAGCCAGCUCCAUUUGUUCCGAAACCGAUAGUCUUCCGCCUCUACGUCUCGCACUUCUUGUCAACGUGGAACUCGAGACUCUUCGAAUUCGGCGCUGUUCUCUUCCUAGCAUCCAUUUACCCCGGCACGCUAAUGCCCAUGUCCAUCUACGCUUUGGUCCGGGGUGCCGUCGCCGUCGUCUUGUCGCCUUCAAUCGGGUCGUGGAUUGACCAGGGAAAUCGACUCUCUGUCGUACGCAUCUCCAUCGUCGGUCAGAGACUUGCCGUAGCAGCUUCAUGUGGUAUCUUUCUGGUGUUGGAUCGGUUCCGCGACAUGCAAAGCGACCUGCAGAAGAGCUUGUUCGCCAUGAUUGUCGGCCUGGCUUGUGUGGAAAAACUGUGCUCGGUGAUGAACUUGGUCUCUGUUGAACGCGACUGGAUUGUGGUCAUUACCAAAGGCAAUGAAAAGGCACGACAGGAGUUGAAUGCUCGCAUCCGACGUAUCGAUUUGUUCUGUAAAUUACUUGGUCCUCUUGCUAUUUCCCUCAUCGAUGGUGCAUCUACCACCAUAGCCAUCUGGGUGACGCUGUCAAUGACGCUGCUUUCUGUCGUGACUGAAUAUCUCUGCAUCGCCCGGGUGUAUCAGCUUGUGCCGGCUCUGGCUCAACUGCGAUCUCGUCCCCAAGAGCCUGAGGCUUCUACCUCGGAUUCAACAGCCGGUGACAUAUCACGCAUGCGAAUGGCAGUCACCUGGCUCAAAACAAAGACCAAAAAGGUCUUCCCCGUCUCGGCAAUCCCCUUCUACUUUUCUCACCCCGCGCUGCGGCCGUCGCUAUCUCUGGCACUCCUGUAUUUCACAGUGUUGUCUUUCUCGGGACAGAUGGUCACCUUUCUGCUCUCCGUCGGCUACAACUCCUUCCACAUCGGCAUUGCCCGCACAAUCAGCACAGUCUUCGAGCUCAGCGCCACUUGGGCAGCCCCGAAGCUGAUGGACAAAAUCGGUCCUAUCCGGGCCGGCAUCUGGAGUCUCUCUUGGCAGAUGAUCUGGCUGGCCGCCGGGGUCAGUUGGUUUUUUGCGGACAAGUCUCAGAAUAGAACAAGCAGCAUCGAGGCCAUUAGCGGGCUUGUCGGCGGUGUUAUUCUGAGCAGGGUCGGCCUCUGGGGCUACGACCUGUCUGCCCAAACAAUCAUCCAAGGCGACAUCGAUGAAGAACACCGUGGAGCCUUCUCCACUGUUGAGGCUUCUAUGCAGAGCAUAUUUGAACUCUUGUCGUACGCCUCAACUGUCGUCUUCUCGCGCCCCGACCAGUUUCAAUGGCCGAUCGUCAUGAGCGUCGGCGCAAUCUACGCUGCCGGUGGCCUCUAUGCUUCGUACGACUUUAACUACAGCGAAGAUGCCGCAAUACUUAAAAAGAAGGCAGACGAUGGCCAGUUUCACGGCAUGCCAGCCACAAGGCAGACUCGUUGGAAAAUUCUCGGCAAAGUGCUUUCACGCUGGGCCAUCACCAUGGUCAUCAUCGUGUCGAUAUAUACUGUCAUCUCUGUCUAUUCGAGCAAGCCUGUCAUGAAUCAAACAACGAAAAGACAGUACAAUGCGCUCAUCACAGGUCUCUCCAUCGCGCUGGGUCUUGCUGUUGCCAGCAGUUUGAACCAUAUGGUGGCAGAGUUGAGAUGGUGGAUCCUAAGCCGGCGGUACAGGUCGAAGCGCAAGGUCGAGUUGAUUCUGGCUGCAGACAACUUGAAGCAUACCAUCAUGCUGGCAGUGCGAUCGAAGCGCUGGACCAUCCACCUUGCCGCCGUUGGCUGGUUCAUUCUGUCGAUUGGCUCUCAAGUAGGCCUUGCUGCCAUUGGUCUAUGCUAUUCCACAGAGACCGCCGACAAACGAGCCCUGCUGGUACCCGGAAAUGUAACAAUACCAAACCUGGCCAAUAUCGAGACCGACAAAGUUGUCAAAUCGAACUCGAAAACACUCGGAGCCGAGCAAUACACAGCAAACAGCUACGGUACCAUGUCGCUGGCGUUCCUCACAGCACCAGUGGAGGAGGCGCCAUCAGCACGGGCAAUCUAUGUCCCGAGCGAUCCCCUCAUGUUCUGCGGUGAUACCUAUUGCAAGUAUGUCUUUCACGAAACCUCAACGGCAUCUAUCAAAGACGUGAACGCAAACCCUGUUACCGUCGCGACGAACCGUAGCAUCAACUCAACAGCCACGUGCGUAGCCUGGCCAGUAACCAGCGGAGGAAAUGGCACGACCUCAAACAUUACUGUCUCCCUCCCUAACGGCGACAAAAAUGAAGUGUUCAUUCCCGUCCGCGGCGGCACCGAGCAGUCAACUUUCAUGACGAACAGCAGUGUGAGUUGCGGCGUCGGAUGCAGCAUUGUUUCCGCCUUUGAAGCUUCAAGCAGUUCACCCUGGUAUUACAGCUGUAACGUUACCGUCGGCAAGGUCGCCAAUGCGACGCUUCCCGAGCACGAGGUCGGCGUGAACCUGACCAGCCUAGCCGCCGCAGGUAUUGCACUCCAGGGUUUCGCUGCCUCCUCGCUGGUCAACGACACCAACUUCCAAUACCAAAUGUACCCCGCCGAAUCUGUCUUUGGCACGCCGAUGAAUGGAAGUACGGAUAUAAUGCAGGCACUCCUUGCUCGAUUUGCUAUCGGCGUAGUGGCCAUUGCUGCCGAGAACAACGGCGAUCUGACGGUAGAUGGAAACAUGCCCAUGAAGGGCACCCAGCUUACCGUAUCGCACUGGAACUUCGUGCACAUGAUUCUGAUCCUCACAGCUACACUGCAGCUAGCUCUGGGCAUCGCCGCGGCCCUGGUGGCAAACAGGGUUGUGGUGCCUGAUGGCGGAGCCGUUGAGAUGGCUCUGGUCAUGAGGAGUAUGGCGAUUCGGGAGCGAAUGGGGCAUGGUGAUGGUGCUGAAGGAGUUAAGUCCAAUACACUGUGGAUUUACCGGGACACAUUGGUUUCGGCAGAAAGCGGGGUCUAUGACUUGCAUAUGGAGGAGCAGAGGCUUCAUGAGAGGAAUGAUUCGGGGAUGAUUGAGAUGAACACAAGGUAUGAGGGUGGCCGAGAUUCGACAACGACGAAGUAA
This is a messenger RNA of Colletotrichum truncatum, 3231 nucleotides long. The record is from RefSeq and is a predicted model, not a curated record. Lineage: Eukaryota; Fungi; Ascomycota; Sordariomycetes; Glomerellales; Glomerellaceae.